AUGACUUAUUUCGAAUCUAAUAUUUUGCUAAAGGCAGCUUUGCUAGGAUCCCCCCCACCAACAUAUCAAAUAUUAGCAGGAAGGUAACAACCUUACAGUUUAUCAAAAUUAAACAAACUUAGAUAUCUAAGCAGUGUAAAUAUGCUCUAUGCUAUCUUUAUCGCAAUUGCUAAAUAUGUUAGUGAAUAGUAAGUUUAGAAUGCAUCCUCUCAAAUUUUGUAAGUAUUCCAUUAUGCUUCUUUGUAUUAAACUUUGUUAUUAGUUUAUUUUAGAAAUCUCUAAAUCAUAUGCUAAGAAAUAUCAGUUAUAAAUCGUAACUGUGAUAUAUAAUCUUUUGAAAUCGAUUAAACCAAAAUCGAAAUAAAAUGGAGGAGAAAAGAAAAAAGAGUGUAAUAAAAUUUCUCAAUUUUAAAAGCACAUUUAUCAAAAAUAGCAAAUGCCUAAAUCAAAACUCAAAAGUAACAUUAUCAAUUAACUAGAUUAUUCUGCAACGAAAAUCCUAAGUAAAAUCUGGCAUCAUUAACUAGAUAACAAGAAUAAACAUCAAUUAAAGCUGAAACCUAUUUAAAUCUAGAGAAUUGA
Paramecium tetraurelia is the source of this 582-nucleotide messenger RNA. RefSeq lists its product as uncharacterized. The record is from RefSeq and is a predicted model, not a curated record. Lineage: Eukaryota; Ciliophora; Oligohymenophorea; Peniculida; Parameciidae. The transcript is spliced from 2 exons.